AAGAUUUAGACGAACAUGGCGAAAUAGACAGUUGGAAGGUUCGGUGUUGUAAACAAAUAGAACGAGUCAUAAUAGUGAAUUGCGUUCAAAUGACGGUGAAUACGUCAGCGGCUUCCUCCUCGCUACCGAGCGCGACGUAGCAGUACCCGGGUGACGCAAUUGGCUUUUCAAUGUCUUAUCUACGGCGGACCGCGGAGUGUAGUGCACCGCCGCCGUCAGUCGCCGAGUGACCGUUCCACUGCGCGCGCGCCGCUCGCGCGCCUGUUCCGUUCCACUUGUUUUUGUCUUCAUUCGGUGACCGUCGAGGACGAGCGAAGAACUGCGCUUUCGGUGAUCGUUCAUGUGUUCGUGGACCGUCCGCUCCGGAGUUACCGCCAUGUACAUGUCCGGAUUCUUCAUCCUCUCCCCCGAGAUAACGGCGAGGAUGACCCCCCAGGAGGAGCGCGAGAGCCGGGGAGCGGAGAUCGCGGACGCGUUCGAGGACGACAUGUUCGGGCCGCCGCGCACCGAGCCCGCCGCCCGCCCCAAGCUGUCCAUGAUCUCCGCCCGCCUGCGCGCCAACGAGGAGCGCAAGCGCGUCAUCGAGAUCUGCUCGCAGAAGCUCGAAAACAUCGAGGACCCCGCGCGCGACCUGCGCCGGUCCGUGUGCAUCAACAACACGUACUGCCGCCUCAGCGAGGAGGCGCGGAAGGAGAAGGAGGCGCGGCGGCGGCGGGCGCGGGAGGAGUGCGACGACUCGUGGAUCGGCAAGAAGGCGCGCCGCGAGGUCGAGGACGAGUGCCUGGCGCUGCUCGACGAGAUCCCCGAGCUGGCGGACGCGAACCUCGGGUGCGCGGCGCUGGCGCGACAGAUGCCGCGGCCGGACCUGCUGCCCGUGCUGCCACAGGGGCUGCUCACGGUGCUGGACUCAUGACCGCGCCGCCCCGCGCCGCUGCCGCUGUGAGCCCCGCGCGAGUGAGCGCCGACCGACGCGGCCCCGGGUGGCGGCCGACGCCGACCCGUCGUCGCCCCGGCCGGCCGACGUCUAGCCAAUUCCUCGUCGAAGAGGACCCGCUCCGUCGGCGCGUUUUUAUAUUAUUUAGUGAAAGUUGCUCAGCCGCCGGCGGGCGCGGUCCGAUCAGUGUUCGAUGGUUCUCUUUUAUCGGCGGUCCGCUCGUCCGACGGAGAAGUGGAGUACCGAUGACGAUGGAGAUGUAGAUAUUUAAGACGUAAUAUUAGCGCAUUACUAUUGUACUUUAAUUAUUUAGCGUAAGUGAUUAGGAGAUAGUGCAAAUUGCCUGGGAACGGUCGCCGACGCGGGAGCCCCGCGACGUAAGGGAUAGGAGCGGCGGUGCUUUGCGGCCAGCUAUCGAAAGUAAAAGCAAAGUAUGCAGAAACGACGAUCGAGUGAGACGGCGCGUUGGGAAACGGCGGGGGGCGAUCGAGUGUUACGUACGGCAGCGUAUUACUUGUAACAAAGGAAAAAAUCUCGUAAGUGGUGACGUGCGCGUUCGCCCGCCGCUCGGCGUUCGCUGGAGCGACCUCCCUCGCGUAGAUAAGCAAGGCCGAUCGACUCCGACCGCCGCAUUUUAAUAAGUCUGAUAUUUCAACGAUUUCUGUUAAUGCGUCUAUAAUGUUUACUCGUAUAUUUUGUUUCUAUGUUACCUCUAUUGCAAAUUACGCUUCGUUACCAUUAUGUUAAGGUUCUGUACUUAGCGGAUUGACGUCGUUAAUUUAUUUUAGUUUUAAAUCGGGGUGGCGACUUCGGUUGUGCAAUAGUUAGGUCGCGAUGCAUUUCGAGAUUUUUUAUUGAAAUCUUAGUCGCUGCGAAAUGUAUCGGCAUUAGCCCGCCUCGCCCCCUCUGAAUAGUGAACGGGCACCUGGGCGGUCGCGGGGGGCGGGCGGGGGCCGAGGGCGGGCGUGGGGUAGGGUGAACCGUUCCCAGAACCUCCUGUGAUAUUAGCCUAGCCUGUAUGUCGUAUUCGUGCUAGUUUCCCCAUCCAAGUUUUUUGGAAAUCGUGCUAUGUAUAAAGAACGCUUGAGGAAAUUUACUCCUUUUUCAUUGGCCAAUUUCGAACGGAUGACCAAAUUUUUGGAUACACCCGACGGUAGUGCGUUUAGGUGUUUUUGUCGCCGUUACGGUGAGCACGUAGAAUUUUUUUGUAUGGAGUUUGUAUGUCGAUAAGGAUCGUGUAUUAUAAAAUUAGGCGCUUUUGUAUCCGCCGGCUCGAAUUCGGCUUACACUGAUUAUGAGUUAAACGGAAUGCAAACGCGACGAUAUAUUCAGAAAGUCGAACUCGGUGGUAGAAUUCGAACGAUGCUCUCCGUCCCUUUCGCUCCGCUCGCUCCGUGGUGGGCGAGAGCGAGACGGAUAGAAGUGGAGCUGCGCCGAGUUACCUCUCCGAUUUAGCAUUCCGUAUCAUGUUCACUAGUUAAACAACAAAUUACCAAAUGUAUUUUAAAAACGCACACACGUAUCUUAAGUAGUCCUCGCAACGUCUCCGACGGAACGUUACGAAGACGUCUGUUGUUUUAUGGCCGCUUAUCACCUCCCGAAGCGCUCGUUCAUUUCGGGACGAGUUUAGUAUUACGCGGCUCGCACCACUUCCGCGAACCGCUCAUCAUUAUAAUUACUCAAUAGGUAAUUUCGCAUGAGAUUUUAAUUUAAGUACAGUCAAGUUACUCGCAUUUGGUUCGUAAAUUAAUUUAAAGUAUUUAUUGAAGUCCGCCAUGUCGAGUCAAAAUGGCGGCGGUAUUUUUAUAACCAUAGACAAUGUGACCAAGGAGCCAAUAAUACCGCGAUUUAAUUGUCUAUGUCAUGUCUGUAACGUUUCUGAAAGCCAUUACGGCGCCACAUCUAGUAGAUUACCAGCUAAACGAGCCUCGCUCCGACAAAACCGUAUAAUUAAACGAAAUAUCUAACUCACACCGACCAAAAAUAGUUUUAAGUAUCAAUUUUAUACAAUGUUGAAACGAGUUUCUAAAUUGUUGAACAUUUUGUUUCAGAUGUUUGAUUGUGUACAUUUAUUUUGAAUUCUUUUUUGUGAAAUUUAUAUAAAAGCGUAGAGCCAUGUUUGUUACUUAUUAAGAUCGUGCUAAUAAACACAGAUCAGAUUAAUUAAAAUUUGGAAGAAACGCUGAAUCGAAGUGUGUUGCAGCCAUUUUAUUUUUUUUAAUUAUUAUUUAUUGUUGACUCUGACCUGUGUUUGUUAGUGAGGUUUUUAAAGUGCGCUAAUGCCACAGAGGCAAUGGAAAAAGGAAAUAAAGAAAACAAUAAGAAUAAAGAACUUUGGUAAAAUGUUAUCAUAAUUUUAUUAUUAUGACUAGCAACUAUUUUAUAAAUGUUUCCUGUCAUAAACUAUAAGAAAAGAAAUAAAGUAAAUAUUAAAAUAUA
This is a messenger RNA of Aricia agestis (brown argus), 3373 nucleotides long. RefSeq lists its product as uncharacterized. Lineage: Eukaryota; Metazoa; Arthropoda; Insecta; Lepidoptera; Lycaenidae. Bases 341 to 913 code for a protein of 190 amino acids. The transcript is spliced from 2 exons. The record is from RefSeq and is a predicted model, not a curated record.